AUGUCCAGCUGUAGGACAACUAUUGUGUCCAUUCUGAAUAAUGAUGAUAACCCAUCUUUCGCGGUCCGUUCCGCGCCCCGACUUAGUCGGUCUCAGUCAUCAUAUUAUCCACAUUCAGAGCAACUACCCCCGCCCGAACCACAGCACCGUCCCCAGGCAUCAUCCGAAUCACCAGCAACAUCACCCCGAGGGACCAGGCGUCACUUGGAGGCGGUGACUGAAGUCGUCCCCGUGUCCCCCGGGUCAUCGGAUGGCUCGACUUACGACUAUAUCACCAGCCAGCCAUCAGCUUAUCACCCGUAUGCCCGACAGGAUCCACGACGGGACCCGUACCGAUUCCCAGGUCGUGGCCCAGCUCGAACGCCACCUGAGACACGCUCGAGCACAUCCGAAACGGCGUCGUCUCAGACCGGAGCGACGCGUGGCACGGGACGAAAGAACAAGUACCCAUGUCCUUAUGCCGCGAGCCAUGGGUGCGCUGCAACAUUUACGACUUCCGGCCAUGCGGCGCGCCAUGGCAAAAAGCACACGGGUGAAAAGAGUGUGCAUUGUCCCAUCUGUAACAAAGCCUUUACGAGGAAAGACAAUAUGAAACAGCAUAUCCGGACCCACCGCACGCACUCGGAUGAUAUGCGCUCUACUUCGGAGCCGGAGGCUGAUGCUCGCUGGGCGAUGGCUCGUCCCGACUCGGCAUACGCUUCGGCUUCCCACCAGCGCAAUAUCAGUCAACCCAUAGAGACGGCUGUACGGCCUCCCCCAGGGCCUGCUCCACAGGCGCCUUAA
This is a messenger RNA of Penicillium concentricum, 783 nucleotides long. Its product is annotated as C2H2-type zinc finger protein. NCBI's taxonomy places the organism in Eukaryota, Fungi, Ascomycota, Eurotiomycetes, Eurotiales, Aspergillaceae. The coding region runs from base 1 to 783 and encodes 260 amino acids. The transcript has a single exon. Gene Ontology annotation, biological process: regulation of transcription by RNA polymerase II. The record is from RefSeq and is a predicted model, not a curated record. Gene Ontology annotation, molecular function: RNA polymerase II cis-regulatory region sequence-specific DNA binding; DNA-binding transcription factor activity.